UGUUCCUGUGUGCCAUUUCACCUGUCACCACGACCACUGGACGAUACUGCUCCGAGUUCAUGAAUAAAGAAAGAUAAUUUGAUUGUUUAAAGGAAGACUUCACAUUUGCAAGGUGGGUUUGUGAUUCUUAAAGAAUUUGAAAGAAUGAGUGGGGGUGGAGAGGAGGAAGGGACGACGUUAGAGUUCACUCCAACUUGGGUGGUGUCCGCCGUAUGUACCGUCAUCGUCGGCAUCUCCCUCGCUGCCGAGCGCCUCCUCCACUAUGCCGGCAAGGUUGUUGAGCAUUUCUGUCUCUCGCACACACACGGGCAAACCAAACACUUAUUUGAAAAAGAAGAACCAGAAGUCCCUCUACGAAGCUUUACUGAAAGUCAAAGAAGAGUUGAUGCUGUUGGGGUUUAUAUCACUGAUGAUGACCGUGUUUCAAGGCCGUCUAGUCAAGAUCUGCGUGCCUGAUGACAUAAUGAAACAUCUUCUCCCGUGCUCGCUGCCUUCGGAAUCAUCUUCUAAUGGAGAAGGAUCCUCUCCAACGAGUCCAGAGGCAAGUGCGCAUCAUCGGCGAUUGCUAGCCGAAGCAUCAGCUGGCGUAGGUUACUGCAUUGCAAAGCACAAGGUCCCACUGUUAUCUCUUGAAGCAUUACAUCAUCUACACAUCUUUAUCUUUGUCCUUGCGAUUGUGCACGUGACAUUUUCUGUUCUCACUGUUGUAUUUGGAGGGGCCCAGAUUCGUCAAUGGAAGCGUUGGGAGGACUCUAUUGCUAAAGUUAAUUAUGAUACUCAACAAGUUCUUAUGCCAAGGGUUACCGAUGUUCAGCAACAUGAUUUCAUCAAGAAGAGAUUUUUGGGCAUGGGUAGACAUUCAGCCCUGUUGAGUUGGGUGCAUUCUUUUUUAAAGCAAUUUUAUGGAUCUGUCACCAAGUUAGACUAUGUAGCACUCCGUUUGGGUUUCAUUAUGACACAUUGCAGAGGAAGCCCAAAGUUUAAUUUUCACAGGUACAUGAUACGUGCUCUAGAAGAUGACUUUAAAAAGGUCGUUGGGAUCAGUUGGUACUUGUGGGCAUUUGUCGUCAUCUUCUUGUUGUUGAAUAUCAACGGUUGGCAUACAUAUUUUUGGAUCGCAUUCUUUCCUUUUUUUCUUCUACUUGCUGUUGGCACCAAGUUGGAGCAUGUGAUUAUCCAGUUAGCCCACGAGGUUGCUGAGAAACAUGUGGCCAUUGAGGGCGAAUUGGUUGUGCAACCUUCGGACAAUCAUUUUUGGUUCCAUCGACCCCACGUCGUUCUUUUCUUGAUUCACUUCAUUCUCUUCCAAAAUGCUUUCGAAAUAGCAUUCUUCUUCUGGAUAUGGGCUCAAUAUGGUUUCGACUCUUGCAUUAUGGGACAUGUUCGAUAUAUUGUUCCUCGACUUAUCAUUGGUGUAUUUAUUCAGGUAGUUUGCAGCUACAGCACGUUACCACUCUAUGCUCUCGUUACACAGAUGGGAACGCAUUUCAAGAAAUCUAUAUUUGACGAGCACGUGCAAGUUGGCCUUGUUGGUUGGGCGCAGAAGGUGAAGAAGAAGAGAGGGUUGAAUGCGGCUGCACUUGGUGGCUCUGCUGCUCAAGGUGAUCCGUCUCAAGGUAGUUCUACUUCAGUAAUACAGAUAGGCCAAUUGGGGCAUAACGAGACUACGACCCUUUGAGGCUCCACCUGCUAAUAACUCAUGAGGAAGAAACUAUUGCACACGAGGUUUGGUUUGUAAAACGAUAUUCUUAAGGAGGUUGUGGAUGUUGCCAUAUUUUGUACGAGACAAGACAACUGAGAAAAUUUGCUUCGAUGUCUUCUAUUUAUUAAUCAUGUCUAGUUUUGUUCAGUUCAGCAAAUCGAACAUGUUUGCAGGUUUUUGUUGUCAUAUAAAAAUGAUUUGGAAAUUGUAGUUUA
This is a messenger RNA of Olea europaea var. sylvestris, 1917 nucleotides long. RefSeq names its product MLO-like protein 1. Bases 263 to 1678 code for a protein of 471 amino acids. The record is from RefSeq and is a predicted model, not a curated record. Gene Ontology annotation, cellular component: membrane. The transcript is spliced from 14 exons. Gene Ontology annotation, biological process: defense response. Lineage: Eukaryota; Viridiplantae; Streptophyta; Magnoliopsida; Lamiales; Oleaceae.